AUAUUUUCUAGUUAUUCAAGUAUGGAAGAAUUUCUAUCUUUAACAGCUGGAAGGGAUGACCCUUAUUUUAUGCCUGGACAUUUAAACAAAAAAGAAUCACAACAAGGAAUGCCUGAACAACGUAGACGUAAAGCUGUUUUUCUUAAAGCUUCAGAACAACUUCCACAUCCACCCGAAUCUCUCGCGUAUAUUCAAAUUUUAUUAAAAUAA
Molecule: messenger RNA, 210 nt
Organism: Meloidogyne enterolobii
Lineage: Eukaryota; Metazoa; Nematoda; Chromadorea; Rhabditida; Meloidogynidae
Source: the annotation of a GenBank genome assembly